Messenger RNA from Dreissena polymorpha, 3096 nucleotides. RefSeq lists its product as uncharacterized. The transcript is spliced from 2 exons. Gene Ontology annotation, biological process: signal transduction. The record is from RefSeq and is a predicted model, not a curated record. Bases 709 to 2922 code for a protein of 737 amino acids. NCBI's taxonomy places the organism in Eukaryota, Metazoa, Mollusca, Bivalvia, Myida, Dreissenidae.
UAACUCAAGAACACAUAUGCCUAGGAUCAUGAAACUUCAUGGGUAGAUUGAUCAUGACUGGCAGAUGACCCCUAUGGAUUUUGAGGUCACUAGGUCAAAGGUCAAGGUCACGGUGACCCGAAAUAGUUAAAUGGUUUCCGGAUGAUAACUCAAGAGCGCUUACGCCUAGGAUCAUGAAACUUCAUAGGUACAUUGAUCAUGACUCUCAGAUGACCCAUAUUGAUUUUCAGGUCACUAGGUCAAAGGUCAAGGUUACGGUGACCCGAAACUGUAAAAUUGUUUCCGGAUGAUAACUCAAGAACGCUUUUGCCUAGGAUCAUGAAACUUCAUAGGUACAUUGAUCAUGACUCGCAGAUGACCCCUAUUGAUUUUCAGGUCACUAGGUCAAAUGUCAAGGUCACAGUGACAAAAAACGUAUUCACACAAUGGCUGCAACUACAACGGACAGCCCAUAUGGGGGGGGCAUGCAUGUUUUACAAACAGCCCUUGUUCUAAAUUGUAGUUGUCUUUCAAAUUUGUGGUCAUGCUGAUGGGAACAUUUGUACAUGUAAGAGACACGGUUCGCUUAAUGUGGUGACAUGAUAAUAUUGAUCAAUCUGGCGGGAGCAUAUAAUUUCGUGAGUGUCAUCGGUGCGUACUCUUUCAAGAUUAGAGACCUGAUUUAAUAGGAAAACCGUACGCGGGUCUAUGUAUAUAACAUGAUAAAGGAUGGAAGUAUUGCACUUUUUGGGAACCAAGGCAUCUGUGUCCAUUUGCGUCGUUGCAGCGCUCAUUUCCUUUGGCAGUAGAUGUAACUAUCCGAUGGAGUUCAUCAUUUUGUACGUUGGAACAAUAGUUCUUAUGCUGACGAUGACCGUAAACAGGGAGAUAAAUAUAGGACUUGUUUGUACAUCCUUCACUCUUCUAAUUAUGCUAAUUAUGCUAAUUUUGUGUUCGGAAGACUCUGGUUUUCGACGAAAUACGCUAUUCUUUGAAGACAACAUUUUUCCAUAUUUUCAGUGCAACAAAACAAUAAACUGGUGUUUUCAGGAAUGUGCUUUUGUAUAUAUUUUCCUUUACCGAUUCAUUUCUUUGUUGCAUAUUCCUGCUAUCCGCUUCGUGGUUGGCAUUUGUUUUCUUUUCGUACACGCCAUUUUUUUCUUGUUUCUUCUAGAGGUUAUCGUUAUUUAUAUUCCAUCAUUUAUUUACUUUUCAAUAUCAGGAAACUUCGUUUACUCCUUUGAAGAAAAUAUUACGAAAGCUUAUCCAGAGGGAUAUUUUUCCCCUAAAUAUGUAAACAAAACUUCAUAUCCUCAUCCUGUUAUUCAAACGAAGCGUUACAUCAAAGAUUCAACUGGUAAAUAUAUUAUCGUAUCGAAUUUUGAACAUACAAUUUCGGAACUGGAAAGAAAUUCUCCAGUGCGUCAUUAUUAUAUAGAUAGAUACUUAGGAGAAGAUGUGUCCAUCGAUUGCAGUUACUUUUUGGAACAUGAUUACAAAAAGCGUCAAACAUCGUGGACUCUAAACGAUAAAGAUAUGUCGCUAUUUUCAACCAGGUAUAUUACAGAGGAUAAAGAAUUAUACGCCGAUGAAUCGGACACAUUAAUCAAGUCUACGCUGUCAGUUCGUUUACUUCGGAAAUCGGAUUUUGGUGUGUAUCUAUGUCGAAAACCUAUUGUGUAUUACGAAAACGACAAAACGUCGAAAUGGAAAAACAAAACAUUGAUAAAGCAGAAUGUUGUUAUUAGUGUAUUUACACUUAAGGAAAUACAUCCAAAACCUACUUUAUUAAAUCUCGAAGUAGGAAAUUUAAUUGCCACUGAGUACUUCUUUUGGUAUAACACUGCGCAAGACAUCCAAGAAGUGAGUGUUGAAUAUACAGUCAAUAAUAAAGACAUUGAUCUAAUUUUUUCUGGUUCUACGUGCUCAUUCGGUACAAGAAUAUUACAUUGGAUCAAAAAUAAAGGAGCAAGCACUAGUGUGUUCCCAUAUAUUGGAAUUGGUGGAAUUCCCAAUUUUACGGACUCGAAGAGAGCGAUCGUUUACUAUUGUCUCUUUCCUCAAGCUUUCGGGAUACAUCGUAUUAAUUUUAUGCGAUACGUCGAUAUUCCAGGAAAAAGGGAUGGUUUCUACGAAAAUGUUCAACAUCCAUAUGUCUUCGUCGUUCUUCCACAUUCGAAAUUAUCGUUUUUCCGUUACUUCGACGAUUCGAUGGUAUAUGCUGAGUUGGAAAACCUUGUACAGUCUGCACAGCCAAUAGAACUGAUAGAGAUGAAAGUUGACGCUCUCAUUAAGCUUCUAAGUUCAAAUGAAGAAAAGGUCCUCUUUAUUGCAAACUGUGUCCAAUGUGUCAUUAUUACCUGCACAGUUGUAAUAGUACCGUUGCUGAGUAAGAUUUUAUCAAAACUGUACUUCGCUUACAUAAUAUUUAAACCAGCAAGAUUGUUGUUUUUCGCUUUACCAAGUGUCGAGCAAAUGCUGAUGAUAGAAGGUCCUGUCUACGAUGUAUUUAUCUCGCAUUCAGAUGAAGAACGCAUAUUUGUUACUGAUCAACUUGUACCGUUUCUCGAAAAAUACGUUGGUGUAAAUGUGUGUUUCUCCGGAAGCGACGAAUUAAAACCUGGUCUUCAAGUUAUCAGACAGUUUAUAGAUCAUAUUACAAAAAGCUGUAAAAUAAUAGUGGUACUAUCGACUGAUUACCAUGAAGAUUAUCACUGUGAACGCCUUCAGUUGGAACUCAUUAUAUUGCCAUUAUUCUACGAAGAAAAACGCAAAAAAACAGACAUUCUGUUCAUUUUGUAUAACGACGGUGCACGUUUACCGGAAAUCUUGCGGUGGAAUUUUGAGGCACAGCAUCUGGGUUGGAACAACCACUUACCAGAUCGUUUGAAACUAGAAACCGUUCGAAGAUGGAUAACGACGGGCGAUGUGUCGAUAAGUUAACUGCAGAAAUAUUUUGACUUCAUAUAAUCCGUAAUAAUGACAACAGUAGUUUAUAAUUGUGAUAAGUAUCUCCUGUGUCCAUUAUUUUCUUAUCAUUUACUUAAGACGAGUUAUAACGAUUUGUAUUCAAAAUUUAAUCGACGUUGUAUAGAAAUUAAAACCGAUAGCAGUUUU